Salvia splendens (bonfire salvia) is the source of this 558-nucleotide messenger RNA. RefSeq names its product kiwellin-1. Bases 1 to 558 code for a protein of 185 amino acids. Lineage: Eukaryota; Viridiplantae; Streptophyta; Magnoliopsida; Lamiales; Lamiaceae. The transcript has a single exon. The record is from RefSeq and is a predicted model, not a curated record.
AUGAGGAACUGGAGCUUGGGAGCACUUUUUCUUGCACUAAUAUUCUCCCCUCACUGGUUAGAAGCUCGGCAUCAAACCUGCAGGCCGAGUGGCAAAGUGAAGGGAAAGAAGCCGCCUCCAGAUUACUGCAACGAAGAGGAGGACAUCUGCUGCAUAAAGGGGAAAUACUACACUACUUACAAGUGUUCUCCACCAGUGUCUGCAGCCACAAAGGCAUAUCUCUACAUCACCGGUUUUGAGAAAGGCGGAGAUGGAUACAAGCCGUCAAAAUGCGAGCACAAGUACUACUCAGACGACACACCAGUUGUAUCUCUGCCUACCGGAUGGUACAGUGGAGGGAGAAGGUGCCUGAACAACAUCACAAUAAGUGGUAAUGGGCGGAGCGUGGAGGCUAUGGUGGUUGACGAGUGUGAUUCCUCAAAGGGAUGUGAUGCAGACAGCGACUAUCUCCCUCCCUGCUCCAACAACGUUAUUGGCGCGUCUUCUGCUGUCUGGAGAGCGUUGAAGGUGCCCGUGCAGGACUGGGGUGAACUCGACAUCACCUUGUUGCAUGCAUGA